AUGGGUUGUUUCGGUAGCAAAGACAAGUUGUCCAAAGAGGACAUGGACUUCUUAAAAUCCCACACCAGAUACGACGAAGCGACCAUUAAAGAAUGGUACAAAGGUUUCAAACAAGACUGUCCAAAUGGCCGUUUAACACCAGCGAAAUUCGUGGACAUGUACAAAAUGUUCUUUCCAAGCGGUAAUGCCGAAGAAUUCUGCGAUCACGUAUUUCGGACAUUUGAUAUGGAUAAAAAUGGUUACAUAGACUUCAAAGAGUUUCUAUUAGCCAUAGACGUCACGUCGUCCGGUACACCGGAGGAAAAACUAAAAUGGGCAUUCAGAAUGUAUGACGUGGACGGCAACGGAGUCAUCGAUAUUCAAGAGAUGACGAAAAUCGUUCAGGCCAUCUACGAUAUGUUGGGUGCGUGUUCAUCUAAUCGUCCAGCUGACUCGGCAGAAGAUCGGGCUAAAAAUAUAUUCGCCAAAAUGGAUGAGAAUAACGACGGACAGUUGACCCAGGACGAAUUCCUUAAAGGCUGUUUACAGGACGAAGAGCUAUCCAAGAUGCUCGCGCCAUAA
Macrosiphum euphorbiae (potato aphid) is the source of this 561-nucleotide messenger RNA. The record is from the annotation of a GenBank genome assembly. NCBI's taxonomy places the organism in Eukaryota, Metazoa, Arthropoda, Insecta, Hemiptera, Aphididae.